This is a messenger RNA of Pipistrellus kuhlii (Kuhl's pipistrelle), 1212 nucleotides long. It is a transcript of the gene GALNTL5, whose product is annotated as polypeptide N-acetylgalactosaminyltransferase like 5. Gene Ontology annotation, cellular component: Golgi apparatus. Gene Ontology annotation, biological process: spermatid development. Lineage: Eukaryota; Metazoa; Chordata; Mammalia; Chiroptera; Vespertilionidae. The record is from RefSeq and is a predicted model, not a curated record. The transcript is spliced from 7 exons. Bases 10 to 1212 code for a protein of 400 amino acids.
AGAUUUACAAUGCGAAAUGUCACAAUCCUGUGUUUACUCUAUGGAACCUUGACACUUGGGAUCGUGUCAGUGCUGUUAUAUGUACGUUUUCACCGUGAUCAUGAGAGCAGCUGGCAGAAGAAACCCCAGGAGCCUGCAACAAUUUGGAAACUCGAUAAAAAAUUGCAACAGCAAGCUAUCCGCGGCUCAGGGCAAAUACCAAGAGCUGAAAGACCUAACAAAGAUGAAACUAAGGAACCGAAACCAUUUUUAGCAUUAGGUAAGAAUUUUAACUAUACGGACCCAGAAUUUCUUCAUGGCCUUUCAACAUAUGGACUUAAUACCAUUAUCAGUAAAAGCCUGGACAAUCAGAGAAAUGUGCCAGAUACCAGGGAUAAAAUGUGUCUUCAAAAACGUUACCCAACCAGGCUACCUACUGCCAGUGUUGUCAUUUGUUUCCACAAUGAAGAAUUUAAUACCUUGUUUCGGACAGUGUCCAGUGUCAUGAACCUCACUCCACACCAGAUCCUUGAAGAAAUUAUUUUGGUAGAUGACAUGAGCGAAUUUGAUGACUUAAAAGACAAACUAGACUACCACCUGGAAAUUUUUCGGGAGAAGAUUAAAGUAAUAAGAACCAAAAAGAGGGAGGGGCUGAUCCGUGCCAGGCUGAUCGGAGCAGUGCGCGCUUCAGGGGACGUGCUGGUGUUCCUGGACAGCCACUGCGAAGUGAACAGGGUCUGGCUGGAGCCCUUGCUGGCCGCCAUCGCCAAGGACCGCAAAAUGGUGGUGUGCCCCAUGCUGGAUUCCAUUGACCACAUGACCCUGGACUACUACCCGUCGCCGGUUGUAAGAGGAGCGUUCAACUGGCAUCUACAAUUCAAAUGGGACACUGUUUUCUCCUAUGAGAUGGAUGGGCCAGAAGGACCCACCACGCCCAUCCGGUCCCCUGCAAUGUCUGGAGGAAUUUUUGCUAUAAAUCGGCAUUAUUUUAACGAGAUCGGACAGUAUGACAAGGAAAUGAACCUUUGGGGAGCAGAAAAUUUGGAACUUUCACUAAGGAUCUGGAUGUGUGGAGGCCAGCUGUUUAUACUGCCCUGCUCUCGAGUGGGACAUGUUGACAGACAUAUCACCCAAAAUAUAACCCAAAUUAUCAAAGCCUUGAGAUACAACAACCUCAGACUGGUGCAUGUCUGGCUGGAUGAAUACAAGGUAAAGGGUGCAUCUCUGCUUUGA